AUGCAAGCUGCAGAAAAUGAUACUUUAAAUGGUUUAUUUAAGUCGGUGGUUGCCGUUUUAGAUGCAGAUGAUUUAAAUAUUAAAAGAUUGUUUCUUCAAAAUGGUGGUAAUAUUUUGAAUUAUCCCUAUAAUUGGAAAUUGGCUACGCACGUUAUAGGAAACGAUUUCGAUUCUUCAGUUGUCCAAGAAGGCGCUCGAAGGUCGCUUCGACUAGUCAAGACUAACUGGAUUGAGGAUUGCAUCGAGAAAAAUGCGUUGUUGGAUUAUGCGCCUUACAGCAGCAAUCCAUACCUAAUUUUCAAGGGGAUUUGUGCUACCACAUGUGAAAUAGAUCCAUUCUUGGCUUCUUUUAUUGAUGAUUCAUUGGAAGUUUUAGGGGGAAAGUUCACACCGGUAUUAAUAAAGUCUAUAACGCAUGUGUUUUCUAUUGAUGGAGAGGGUCCGAAAUGUCGAAAAGUUAAAGAAAAGGAAAAUGUUGAAAUAAAAGUUAUUCAUCCAAGGUGGAUCUUAGAAUGUUUGAUUCAAGGGAGAUGCAUUGACCAGAAGCACUAUUUAUUUCCCAGUCUCUCUUUUUCACAGAAACCGAAAAAUACUCUCAAUGACCAUUCUUUAUUUCGAAACGUAUUUCACAAAAAAAAGAUUUUCUUUUCCAGCGAUUUGAAUCUUCCUACGGUAGCCAACCAGGCUAUCCGUAAAUUUGCUGUUAAUUUAGGAGCUGAUAUAGCUGAGUCGACUCGGGAUUGUGAUGUUUUUAUAGGAUUUCAAAGAGAAACAGAUGAAUUCAGGAUCGCUAUCGUACAAAAUUCUACUAUAGCUACGGUCAGUUGGCUACUGAAUAGUUUUGUAUUAGGAUCUUGGAAGGAUCCCCUACUGGAUGCGCUUCAUUUCCCUUUACCUUCGAAGAAAUUUCUAAAAGGACAAACGAUUGCUUUGACAAAUUAUACUGGAAAAGCUCGAACGUAUUUAGAAAAGUUAAUUGUAGCUUCGGGGGCGUCAUAUACGAAAAAUCUAAAACCCACCAAUUCAGUGUUGAUAGCUGCUUCUUCAUAUGGGCAAAAAUUUGGUGCUGCCAAGGUUUGGAAAAUUCCAUCGGCCCAUCAUAUGUGGCUAUUUUCGUCAUUCAAAAGUCUUUCAUCUGAACCGUAUUCUGAUUUUCCUGUUCCUCUCGAUGAAUCAUAUAUGGAUUUUUUGCUUCCAUGUAAAUUAGAAUCAAAGAUUGAUUCGGAAGUGAAGGUUGCUGAAGGAUCUUCCCAUAAUGAUGAUCAAAUUUUGGUAAACCAAGAUAUAGAGAAAAAUAUGGAUUAUGAGCCGCCAGAAGCAAUCGAAGACAGAAUGAAUAAGGAGAAAGAGGGCGAUAAGCAGGGAAAUCAUAACAAUGAAACUCAUGAAGAUUCUAGUCUAUCGCCAGGAAGUCCAUUAAUGUCCAAAGACGUUCAACUAGAUGACGACUUACCGAGUAUAAAUGGUCCCGUUAUGGCAAAAUCAUUCUCUAACAACAAUAUUGCAUCAACCGAAAAUAUUCAAAUGAAUAAUGAAGAGGACCAUCCGAGGUUAAUUUUAGACAAUAUUACACAGAAUAUGAAUCUGGAGCAUAAAAAAGCGGAUACCCAAAUGUCAGAUGAAACGACGAAUCUAAGUACCCAAAAUCAGCAUGAAUCCACAUCUACACCUUUAUUAACUCCUUCAGUUAUUAUUCCUUCGUUAAAAGGCGUUUCUAAUUUAGCGGAAGAUCCCCAAGCACUUUCAAGACAUAACUCUCCAUCAUAUUCGGUAAUCCCUGAUUCAACUCAAGCAGAAAAUAUUGCCAGUAGUGCUCCCUCAACACAAGAACGUUCAAGAAGUAAGAGGAAAUCGGCUUCUAUGGCACUUUCCAUGUUGCAGAAUGUUGUAAUGCCAGAUGUGGUGGCAUUCGAACGGGAAAAAAGAUUAAAAAAACACGUUGACAUGACCGUUCCAGAAAAGCCAGGAUCUCAAACCAUGACCAAUACCAAUUUACAUGAACGACGAUAUGUUAUUAUAACUGGUUAUGAAACGAAGCCUAGUUCUGAUUAUCUAAAGAAGAGUAAUAUAAAUAUUACAUCGAAUCCAAGCAAAUGCACUCAUUUAGUUGCUCCUAGGAUUUUGCGUACGGCAAAGUUUUUAUGUGCUAUACCGAAUGGGCCUCAAGUGGUAACCAUGGAAUGGCUUCAAGAUAGCAUCAAGCAACGACAUCCUUCUGCAGAAGACAAAUAUCUUUUAAAAGACGAGGAAAAAGAAAAAGAGAUUGGCUGCUCCAUUCAGGAUUCUUUGAAGCGAGCUAGGGAAAAAGGGCCAACUCUUUUAGAAAAUUAUGUGAUAUAUUUGACAUCCAAAACAGUCGCUCCAGGAAAUGUUUCUGCUGUUACAAGUAUAGUGAAAUCAAACGGAGGAGCCUGUUCUACUAUUAGUAACUUCAACAAGCGCUUAACAAAGCACUUGGAAAACGGAAAUAUAAUCGUCAUUACUUGUCAAGAAGAUAGACAUAUAUGGGAAAACUUUUUAUCCUCCAUCGAAACUUACCAAAAUACAUUCCUUCAAAAUUACGAUUGGCUUAUGAAAACGAUAUUGAGACAGGAGUUGGAUGCUUCAGAAAAAGUCGCCAGUGAAUUUUCUCAAUAA
Messenger RNA from Schizosaccharomyces osmophilus, 2637 nucleotides. RefSeq names its product BRCT domain protein Brc1 (gene brc1). Gene Ontology annotation, biological process: DNA double-strand break attachment to nuclear envelope; double-strand break repair. NCBI's taxonomy places the organism in Eukaryota, Fungi, Ascomycota, Schizosaccharomycetes, Schizosaccharomycetales, Schizosaccharomycetaceae. Bases 1 to 2637 code for a protein of 878 amino acids. The record is from RefSeq and is a predicted model, not a curated record. Gene Ontology annotation, cellular component: nucleus; Cul8-RING ubiquitin ligase complex. The transcript has 3 exons.